This is a messenger RNA of Coffea eugenioides, 1401 nucleotides long. RefSeq lists its product as uncharacterized. The record is from RefSeq and is a predicted model, not a curated record. The transcript is spliced from 6 exons. NCBI's taxonomy places the organism in Eukaryota, Viridiplantae, Streptophyta, Magnoliopsida, Gentianales, Rubiaceae. The coding region runs from base 1 to 1401 and encodes 466 amino acids.
AUGGCCCGUGGAGGUCGAAAAUGUAAGCGCACUGCCAAUGGAUUGAGAGAUGAACCAAUUGAGCAACCUCCCUCAUGUCAUGAAACAAGGCAGCAGCCUCCACUUGGAACAAGCCAUGAAAAUGUAAUUGAACAAGUUCAAGGAGAAGCUGCUCGGGCACCUCAAUCUCCAAUCCAGAAUUCUACAUUGGGAAUAAUGCAUGAAUCAGGUGACCAAGUUACUCAACAAGCUGAUGGAGGAAAAGAAACUACAAAUGAUUCAAGUGAAGUACAUCAGAAAACCCGAGGCCCUACAUUUAUGAAAGAAAUUUGGGGUCGGCCUAAGGACUUUCCACGGAUUGAGAUUAAACUCGAUGACAAUGGGAUCCCAAUAAGUGAGAAAACCUCUUUUUCUGAAUUCUUGGGCAGUUUGGCUAGGAAUGGUAUGUAUUGUCCAAUAGAUGUUGAAAGUUGGCUUAAGAUGCCAAGGAAACUUAAAAUGGACAUGUUAGAAGUGAUAAAGGAAAGGUUUGCUUUGCCUAUGGGACUAGAAGCUUGGACCUUAAGAUCUAUUGGCAAAAAAUGGAGAAGCUGGAAGGCAGAUUUAAAGGCUACAUAUUUUGAUCCUGCCGUGCCAAAUGCUGAAGCUCGGUUUCAAAAGGACAUAAGGGUACGGGAAGAGCAAUGGAUCAAACUUUGGGCUUAUUGGAAAAGUAAAGAAGCAAAGGCCAAACAGUUGGGAAGACCUCCUACUAGAGUAGAAAUAUUCAAUAAGUUUUAUACCCAUGCCGAUGGAACUCCAUCAAGUACCAUAGUUGCUGAGAAUUCGGUGGUUGGGCAAGACAAACAUGGUCAUGUUCGCUUGUUUAGUGACGGUGUGAAUCCAACGGACUUAUGGGAAGACAUUACUAGUCGUAACACAUGUUACCAUAUAAGUGUUCAACAACAGUCAACAUUGGUCCGUUUGGAGGAAAGGCUUCAGCGACAAGAUGAUGAAAUAGCCAGUUUGAAGAAAAUGGUAGGGAAUAUGGUUUCACUAAAAAGUUUGUUUGACCCAACAAAAAUCGUGGCAAAGGGAUAUUUACGGAGUCUGAAUCCAUUGGAUGAGGUCGGCGGACAAGCUCUUGGGCCAAAUUGGUGUGAAAUACAGAUACAAGUUGCAAUGAGUCUACGUGAGCAAUUGAUUAGACCGUAUGAUUUGCAACAAACAAUUCAAGAUGCACUUGGUGCACCAAUUUCUUGGCCUUGUCAUUUGGUGAGAUAUGCACUUAAAUACAUUGUAGAUUUCUGGAAUUUUAGUUCUAGCUAUGAUGAUCUAAUGAUCGCCUUGGUCUUUGUGUACAGGUGGAAACAGCUGAAGAAUGAUGGGGACUUCAUGGUUAUGACUGAGGACUCUCAACAAAAUGGAAAGUUUGGAAGCUAA